Ruditapes philippinarum (Manila clam) is the source of this 6932-nucleotide messenger RNA. RefSeq lists its product as uncharacterized. Lineage: Eukaryota; Metazoa; Mollusca; Bivalvia; Venerida; Veneridae. The coding region runs from base 244 to 5139 and encodes 1631 amino acids. Gene Ontology annotation, biological process: protein dephosphorylation. The record is from RefSeq and is a predicted model, not a curated record. The transcript is spliced from 22 exons. Gene Ontology annotation, molecular function: protein tyrosine phosphatase activity.
GCGAAUGCUACUAUUAGUGAAAGAUUUUUUUUCAUAUUUUUCAAACUUCCUGGUUUGUAAAAUUUGUACCUGUUAAUCAGUGGUUCGUAACAUUUGGUUCAAAGACAAUCUUACACUCGUGUUGUGUUUAUCAUAUCAACGAAAAAUAUAAUAUUAAUUGGUGUUUGAAUUCAUUUCAGAAUUAGAAUGUUUUGAGCAACAAUUUUUGACUUUAAAAAGUGAACGUGACACUUCAACAGUGGAAUGUCAACAAUGAUUUAUUUACUAGGACUUGCAGCUUUUCUGUUAGGAACUGUAAGAGCGGAGAACAUUAAGUGCAGCACCUCCUGUAUGACAGGUCCAGAUAAUACAACAGAUACAUGUAACACUACUACGGGUCACUGUUUAUAUGGCUGUACCACGAGUCCUGUCGGGCAAAAUUGCACAGUCGAAUGUUCAUCGGGAUGCGAAUUAUCGUCACAGAAUGACAUAGAACUAUGUAACAGCUCAACAAGAGAAUGUUUCAAUGGAUGUAAACCAUAUUUUGUAGGUCCAACUUGUUCCUCAAAAUGUCCAGACAUGUGUAAUAUAUCAACAGAUCCAAAAGCGGAAAUAUGUAACAUCAGCACGGGAGAAUGUUUGUUCGGGUGUCUUUAUGGUUACGCAGGACCAAAUUGCACGAUAACAUGUCCGGAUAAAUGUGGAAUAUCUGAAGAACUGUAUACACAAACAUGCAACGCAACCACUGAUGAAUGCUUGUUUGGGUGUCUGCAAGGAUUUGGAGGACCAGACUGCAAAACAAACUGCUCAAGCACGUGUAAAAGACCAGCAUCUAAGGAUACUGAAACAUGUGACAUCACUGAAACUUGUGCUUUUGGGUGUACAGCGGGAUAUGCCGGUCAUAACUGUUCGUUUGAAUGUCCUGUCAAUUGUAGUACACCCGAAAAUAGUACGGAAACAUGUAAUUCUUCAACUGGAGAAUGUUUACAUGGAUGCCAAGAUGGUUUUGCGGGUCUCAAUUGUACUAUUGAGUGUCCCCAGAAUUGCUUUUCUUUCAAUUAUGAAACAUGUAAUUAUACAAGUGGCGAAUGUCUGCAUGGUUGUCAAAAGGGAUUUGCAGGGCAAAACUGCUCACAUGAAUGUCCUGUAAACUGCACCCAUCCAACUAUGGAUGGGGGAGAAACUUGCAAUUAUACUGAUGGAACAUGCAUACAUGGAUGUAACAAAGGUUUGACGGGACCAGACUGUUCUCAUCCAUGUCCAGAAAAUUGCAAACUCCCUGAUCGAGAUGGUGAAGAAACUUGCAAUUUUACUUCCGGGGAAUGUCAUCUUGGGUGUAAUAAUGGUUACACUGGACCUAAUUGCUCAUUCGAAUGCCCAAGGAAUUGUUUAUUUCCUUCAGAAAAUGAAACAGGGACGUGUAAUUUAACGUCCGGUGAAUGCUUCAAUGGUUGCAAUUUUGGGUAUGCUGGGUCAAACUGCUCUGUCAAAUGUCCGGAAAAUUGUACAAAGAACAAUCGCGGAGAAGAUAUAUGUAAUGCAACGACUGAAGAAUGUUUGUUUGGCUGUGAUGAUGGACUUUACGGUCCUAAAUGCGCACAAGAAUGUUCAAAUGUUGAUGUAAACUGUGAAAAGUGCAUCGGAACAAAUGAUAACGCCAUUGUAUGCAAGCGAUGUAGCUUGAACUUUUAUCUGUCGCCUGCAAAAUGUUUAUCAUGCGGUUACUGGUGUAUAUCCGUACCCGGCGUGCCGGUAUGUAGGCAAGAGGAUGGUCAUUGCAAUCACGGUUGUAAACCAGGACGAUUUGGUUCUAUGUGUGAUAGACGCUGCAGCAACACGUGUAAAGAUGUGUGUGACAGGGACACAGGGACGUGUUCGGACUGUAAUUAUGCAACUUAUUGUGGACCAACUUGUGAAAUCUCGUGCCAAGAUGGUUGUUUACAUAGACUUUGUAACCAAUCUUGUCAAUGUAUGCAGGGGUGUACGGCUACAAAAUGGGGAGAAAAAUGUUUGACCGUAUGCAACAAAAAUUGUAACAAACCCUCUGACCCUCUAGAAAGAGUUUGUAAUGCUUCGGAUGGGACAUGUCAUUUAGGGUGUGAUGGUGAUCACUUCUGGGGUAAUCAGUGUAGUAAACAAUGUUCUAAUAACUGUGUUAACGUCACAUGUGAGCAAGAUUCUGGAAAAUGUACAGAUGGUUGCACUAUUAAUACUGUCUAUGGUUGGCGCUGUGAUACAAAAUGUAACAAAAAUUGCCUCGAUGGUACUUGCAAAAGAGAAGAUGGAUACUGCGAUAACGGUUGUAAAGGAGGUACGUACGGUGUAAAAUGUGAAAAAACUUGUGGUAUAAACUGCAUAAAUAGUACAUGUACAAGGGAAACUGGGAUCUGUGAUGUAGGAUGUAAAGAUGGUAGUUAUGGUGAUCACUGUGGUACGAAAUGCAGUGGCACAUGUCUCAACAAAAGAUGCGAGAGGAACAGUGGCAAUUGCACUGACGGCUGUAUUUCUGGAUACGGAGGAUAUCAUUGCAAAACAGUGUUAGGUAUCACACAGCCACCACCAACAACAGUACUUGGUAACAAUUGGAUCUAUGUUGCUAUAGGAUGUGGAGCACUUGUUCUGUUAGGUUUUAUGGUGACGAUUGUGUUGAUUACAAAGAAAAGGAGGCAAAUUGCUAAACGCAGAAGAACAGCUAGAAUGUCUACAAUACCCGAUGAAAAGGUCAUUGAAGAAUCUCAGCGCCGGCACAAACAUAAAACUGAAGGUGCCGGUGCCAGACUGACCCAAUUGUUUGUUGAAAAUCCACUUGCUAGAUUUAUGAAGUAUCGCAGUCAACAUGGUGGUGAUUUAAUAACCAAAACACCUAUCACAGGCAUCCUCAAAAGAGUCAUAAAUAUGGGCGAGAAUGACAUGUUUAAUCAUGAGUUUGAUAAACUGAAAACUGAACUAACGAAAUCACACGAGGCUUCUAGACGACUUGAUAAUUUGGCCCUUAAUCUCUAUAAUGGGAUAUAUCCUUAUGACGAGAAUCGGGUUGUUUUGAAACGCUCAUCAUUUGAAGAAGAGGUCACAAAAAGGAAAUCUAAAGGAUUACGUGGCAUAUUAAAAUCCGUUCGAUUCUCAACAUUUGCUAAUUCAAAUUAUGAGGUAAUGAAAGCGGAUUCAAAUGACACCAAAGAUAAGCAACAAAGUCGCAGAAAUAAAGGGAAAGAUGGGUCAAAUGGGUAUACAAGUGUUGUGUUUAACGUAAAUGACGAAACAGCUGAAAUGAAACCAUCAAAAUCAAAAGACGAGGUUGAUAAUGAUGACUAUGCAACUGUAAAUAUUCAAGGCAACAACAAACAGACUACUGAUCUAGACGACGAACCUCAUGAUUAUGCUAAGGUUUCCUUAGGUGCAACCGCUGUAAAUACUGACGAUAUCCAGGUAGACGAGACAUACGAUCACACACGUACAUUUGGUCAGGAUGGGACAGCAGGUACAAGCAGUGAUUACGCCGUAGUAGACAAAGGUAAAUUUGAGCAAGCUGACAAUACAACAAAAGAUGAAAUUGACAAAAUAGAUGAUGAGCAAUGUGAUUACGCAGUAGUUCAUAAAAAUACAUCUAGGUCCGAGGAUGUAACCAAAAGAGACAAAGGUGUUGGUGUCACUACAGCGAAGGAUUAUAUAAAUGCAUCUCUCAUUAAGGGCUACAAUCAAAAUGAAAAAUAUAUUGCGGCUCAAGGACCGUCAAAAUUGACAGUAAACGAUUUCUGGAUUAUGGCAUGGGAACAAAAGAGUAGCUUUAUCAUCAUGUUAUUAGAGAUAACUGAAGAAGGGCGUACUCGCUGCGAAAAGUAUUGGCCAGAACAUGGAAAGGACGAGACUUACGGAGAUAUCACCGUCACAUGUUAUGAUAGCAAACAAUAUGCUGAUUAUAUCAUCCGAUUUUUAAGACUUUGUUCGAAUAAUGGACAUGAGAGGGAGAUAGUUCACCUUCAGUAUACUGCCUGGCCUGAAGAGGGUUGUCCAGUGUCCGCAAUUGAGUUCAUACAGUUUCAUCAAAAAUACAGAUCGUUGACUAAAGGGCGACUUGGAACUGGACCUACAAUAGUGCAUUGCACGGCUGGAGUUGGCAGAACUGGAGUGUUUAUUGCGCUAGAUAUGCUAGUUGAAGAAGGACUAGAUUCUCUUAACGUAGACGUGUUCAAGUGUGUUACAACACUCCGAGAACAACGUGUAUUGAUGGUGCACUCCAUUGAUCAAUAUGAGUUCCUAUAUAAGGUUGUGGCGCAGACGUUUGCCUUGGAAGUUCAGCCUUGUCAUAAACUCAGACUUCAAGAUAAAUUAACAGAACUGAAAAAGUUUGAUCAUGACAGUGGUAAAACUAAACUGGAACUCCUUCAUCAGAAUUUGAAGGAUUCACUAAGACUGGAUACUGUUGAAAUUGGUUCAGUUGAUGUAAUGCAGGAGAGAAGGAAUAAAGAUAGGCCAACAAGUGAUGUCCCUGAUGUACUAUUCAGACCAGACUUACCAAAUAAUAUCUACAUAAAUGCUGUCAUAUACGACUCUCUAACGAAGAAAGAAACAAUCGUGGCAGCUCAAAUGCCGACACCGGAUACACUUCAGGAUUUCUGUCAGCUGAUUGUUUACCACAAAUGUGCUACAGUUAUAAUGCUGAACCACUUUGACCCCAAUGACAAGUCGCUUGGAAUAUAUUGGCCCACUGGAAAGACCCCUGUAGUAGCCGGGAAAUUGAUCGUAUCUCAGUUAGAUGUAGAAAAGGAAGCCGACUACAUUGUUAGACAACUCAGAAUUCAUACACCAGAAACUGGAGACGAUUCGGCGGCAAAUGAAGUAACUAUGAUUCAAUAUAAAUCAUGGAAGGUUGUGAAGAAUGUACCAAAUGCUAAGAACAUGAUGAAAUUUCUAAAAUUGUGCCAGCGACAUAUUAAAGGAUCACCUGAUAAAGCAACCUUGGUUCACUGCCUGAACGGUGCUGAGCAGAGUGGCCUGUUCUGUGCCUUGUUGAACCUGUACGAGUUUGUGGACACAGAGGACGAGAUCAGUGUCCCGAGUGUGGUCAGGAGAAUACUGGCCAGGAGACCGAAUGCAAUAUCCGCUACCGAUCAGUUUGAAAUGUGUUUUGCUGCCACAUGUGAAUACAUUAAAAAGCCGUGAUGUUGAAAUUAAAUAUUUUUUACAAAUGACACUAAAUGGACACAAUGACCUGCUAACAUAUGACAUUAUGCUAUAUUUUUUAUCUUUAUGGGAUUUGGAAGUAUCGAAAUUCAUUUUGUGGAUACGGUUUCGUGUGAUGUUUUUUACUUUAUUGUAUUUUUAUUGUAUGUUAUACGUUUUAAAUAAUUAUGUAAUGUCGAAUCUUGCAAUAUCCAUUAUACAUAUUUACAAAAUGUUUUUUUUUGGAUGUACUUACACAUUAUCGGAGCUUUACAUUACACUUUAUGAAAAGUUGUAGAGCUUUUCAAAGACAUAAGUGUGUAAUAUUUUUAUACAAUAUUUGACCAAAUAUAUUUUUCUUCAUACGUAAUCAUGGAUCACUUUAUUUUCAUAAUAGCACAGAUGAUUUGUUUAACAAUACAUAUGUCGUGCGGAGCACUUUGCUACGAGUUCAAACAAGUCAAUAUUUAUAUACCAAGUAAAAUAGUUAUCCAGACUGUAAUAUGUAAAUAAAUAAAGCAGCUCGUGCAAGAGAAACAAAUAGAAAGAACUUAAUAUAACUGGGAAUUCCUUCUUCAUAUAUAUGAAUACAUAAUAUAAUAUUUAGCCUGAAGAAAAUGAUAACAGGUAAAUUAAUUGAAGAUAAAAUAUCUUAAUGACGUUUUUUUGUCAAAUAUUCAAAACAGAACUUUGACUGAAACUAAAAUAUUGCAGUUAAUAAUGUGUUUGUUGACGUACAAUUAAGUUUCCGAAUCCAUACGUUUUAAUUUCUUUUUUUUGCUGAGAAUGUCAAACAUCAAUAUCAAAACUGAUAAUCUUUUGAAAGUUUAAGUCUUCAAAAAGACUUCACACUUUUCAAACAACCCACAGGGUUGUUUAGUGAUUUAGUGAUUCACAUUAACAACCAUCAUGCCGCUUAAAUAAAGUUUAAAAAUGUUAACAUAUGUAAAUAAUUAUUCUAGUUUAAAUUAAAAGAUUCGAAUCGUAAUAGGCUUAAACCUUUAAUGAUUAACUAUGUGUAAGAAACGAGUGAUUUUUUUCCAUCUUUAAAAAAGUCAAGCAUUAAUUGACUAAAAUGUUUAGAUAAUGAAUAUGUAAGAUGUUUAUUACCUGAAUAAUGUAUUUUGACUUCCUUACAAAAUACUAAAUCAAUAAAGCUAUACCAAUUGGAACCCGUGAAAUUGGGCAGAAAAUUAUAGCAGGGUACCAAAAUAAAAAGUUUUUGAGAAAUGAAAUUAUAAGCAUAUACUGAGUCUUCUGUGACCUUAAGGAAAUAAAGCCAGAAUUGUUUGACACAAUUAUGCUCAUCAUAUUUGUGUUGCGAUUAUGAUGAAAAGAAGGCAUGCUGUCAUUUAAAAGAAACAACAAACUGUAAUUAAAAUGGAUUAAUGCUUUAAUUUUUUUAUAAGAACAUACAUUCAGCUGUUUUCUUAAAACAUGAAAUGUAAUGAUUAUGUCCCUUUCAACAACUCAUCUAACUGACUGUUUGGUUAAUGGUGAAUACAUUAAAAUAAGUAUAUAAUAUCAUUUACAAAAUGCAUCAACAAUUUUAAUUAUAACAUCUUUGUAUUUGUACUUUGACACACGAUUAAUUUCAAAUUUUAAUGUCUCAAUUUAUACGUAGAAUCUACAUACAAAAUGUCGAUAGAGAUACAUUAGUUUGUUCAAUAUUAUUCUAUUGUAAUAACAUGCUAACUGAGGCAAUAAUUAUAUAUAUAUAUUUUUUCUAUUUAAUUCACAUUUAAUCACUUCAUAGUUUAAAGUAUACGUUUUCAAUAAAUCAUCAUAACAAA